This is a messenger RNA of Closterium sp. NIES-67, 484 nucleotides long. Lineage: Eukaryota; Viridiplantae; Streptophyta; Zygnematophyceae; Desmidiales; Closteriaceae. The record is from the annotation of a GenBank genome assembly.
AUUCCAUUCUUUAGGUGCCUCAAAAAUAGACUCUGUCCACUCCACUCGCGAAUCUUGCUCAGGCGAGCCACGAGAUCUCACUAUCCUGGGCCACGAGAGCCUCUGACGUCGGCUCGAAUUACUAAUGAGUCACCCGUUUUCCUCCAACCAAUCAGAGGCCCUCCUCUCUUCCCGCAAUGGUUCGCCCCGAUUUUCUGGAAGUGCUACGUCAGCUCGCCCUGGCGUGCGCUUGGCGGAAGGCAGGUCCGGAAUCUCGGGACUUACGAGCCGCCUCCUUGGCGACCUCCCGCAAGUUUCGCCGCAAUUCCCGGUGCUGUUCCUCGUCGGAGCGCUCCUCUCGCUCUCCUGGUUGGCGGGGCGCGUGCGAUUCGGACUCCUGCCCGUGCUACUAAUGUUCCUGUUUGUUUACCAUGAGGUGUCGAAGCGGCAGAGAGUGAGGGAACACAAGGCAGCCCGCCUGGCGGCGCUGCAGGCGGUGCUGCAG